AUGUCGUCGACCUCCCCCUCGAAGGAACCUGAACUCGACACCGAGGUGCAAUCGGGUGAAGAACAAGAGCACAUGGACAAAGACCACCACGACCCGUCAGGACACCAGGGCGAAUUUGAGGUAAAGGAGCAAGAUCGGUGGCUUCCGAUUGCAAAUGUGGCACGUAUUAUGAAAUUGGCGCUGCCUGAGAAUGCAAAGAUCGCGAAAGAAGCCAAGGAAUGCAUGCAGGAAUGCGUGAGCGAGUUUAUCUCAUUCAUCACAAGUGAAGCCUCGGAGAAAUGUCAACAGGAAAAGCGAAAGACUGUCAACGGUGAAGAUAUCUUGUUCGCCAUGACUUCCCUUGGCUUUGAGAACUACGCCGAAGCACUCAAGAUUUACCUCUCCAAGUACCGUGAGACCCAAUCUGCACGUGGUGAGAACCAGCGACCCCCAAGUGCUGGCUAUGGAGCCGGAGGACCUGUCGGUGGCUCGGCUCGCCCUACAGGAUUCCCUGAUGCCGAAGCUGGCAACCCCCUGCUUAACCCCAACCUUGACCCGUCAGAGCAAGAUGCCGCGGCCUACGGCUACCCAGCCAUGGUUGGCCAAUCCCACAACGGUGCAGGCGGAGACUCCUACUAG
Penicillium arizonense is the source of this 618-nucleotide messenger RNA. RefSeq names its product nuclear transcription factor Y subunit beta. The coding region runs from base 1 to 618 and encodes 205 amino acids. The record is from RefSeq and is a predicted model, not a curated record. Gene Ontology annotation, cellular component: nucleus; CCAAT-binding factor complex. Gene Ontology annotation, biological process: regulation of transcription by RNA polymerase II. NCBI's taxonomy places the organism in Eukaryota, Fungi, Ascomycota, Eurotiomycetes, Eurotiales, Aspergillaceae. Gene Ontology annotation, molecular function: DNA-binding transcription activator activity, RNA polymerase II-specific; protein heterodimerization activity; RNA polymerase II cis-regulatory region sequence-specific DNA binding. The transcript is spliced from 4 exons.